Messenger RNA from Suillus subalutaceus, 1822 nucleotides. RefSeq lists its product as uncharacterized. NCBI's taxonomy places the organism in Eukaryota, Fungi, Basidiomycota, Agaricomycetes, Boletales, Suillaceae. Bases 84 to 1619 code for a protein of 511 amino acids. The transcript is spliced from 2 exons. The record is from RefSeq and is a predicted model, not a curated record.
GGUGGGUGAAUCUUUUAAUUUUCAUUGGCUUUACCCGUCACGUACAAGUACAUGCAUCAGCUUGCAUAUCGUAAAUCGGAAUCAUGCAUCUCUGUCUCUUACCCCCAGAAAUUCUACUUCAAAUUUUUUCUAUUGGUGAAUUCUACCAUCCAAUAUGCUCUCAUGCUACACUGGCAUCUCUCGCAAGGACUUUUAGGACACUCAAGGAGCCUGCUCUUGAUAUCCUUUGGAUAAACAUAGUCGGGUUUAAGCCACUCAUCGCAUGCCUGCCUGAAUGUGUCACAAACACAGACAUCCGAGGAAGGUUGACGCUCGAAAGACCUCGCUUAAAUGGAGAGUGCAGGCUUCUUGGUCGAUAUACACAACGUAUCCGCUCCUUGACGGUCUUCCACGAACAUUUAAACAGCAUAGACGGUCAGAUCAUGCAAGCAUUCAUUUCUGUGCCUUCACCCACACCGCUGUUACCGAACCUUCGUUAUUUGGGUUGGUGGGAUGACCGAGAAUGCUUCUUUCCAUUGUUAUGCACCUUCUUUGGGUCAACUAUCACAUCUGUGAGGUUGGACUUUACUACAAGAGCCCCAUCGUUUGCCAAAUCUGCUUUGGUGGCUUCCAUCGGAGAUCGUUGUCCAUCCAUUCAGGAACUCCAUUGUGAAUAUGGUGGUGAUUCUCAAGAAAGUUCAGAUGCAAUUUGCGAAGCUCUGCGUGGCUUGCGGGAGCUUUUCCGACUUCGCAUAGGGGUUUUUAAUGCACAAACGCUGCUUCGCCUGGCUUCUUUAUCGUCAUUGAAGUUCCUGUCCCUCAACCUGAGGGCGUACAAUGUCAACCACACGCACUCCGAUUCCACUCCAACAUCUUCCUCCCAAUUCGAAGAAGUAUACAUCACCUCACCGUCACCUUUCGUUCUCACUCACUGUCUCAGAAAUAUCCGGUUUCUCUCCUGCCGAUCAGUGAAUUUGAGCAUCGAUUACAAUGAAUUUUUUCAACCAUAUGAUCCAAUGGAUAUCCCAGACCUCAUUGUCUCCGUCUCGGAGUGCUUUCCUCCUACUCUUGAGAAACUCCGUUUCAACUUCGACACCAGUCACAACGACAUGGAAGAACAUACUCUUGCUGACCCCAGCUUUGCACUUGGCUUUGACGUGGUUGCCCCAAUGCUGUCUUUUCGUCACCUAAAGCACUUAGACCUCGAUUGGAUCUGCACUUCGGCGAUCGACGAUACCUCACUCAAGGAAAUGGCACAAUCCUGGCCUCAGCUCGAACAUUUCUUGUUUGGAAGCGAGGCUGGUUGGUUGAUCCCGCCAUCUCUUACCUUCAUCGGACUCGUCCACCUCAUACAUCAUUGCCCACUCUUGCGUAAUAUUGCAAUGCGCUUUAGUGCAUGUCCAGUUGACGUCAACAGCGCACCAUUCUCUAAUACCAACCCGAGCGAGAAGAUCCGCGAACUUUUUGUGGGGACCUCUCCAAUCGUCGAUCCCGUCGCCGUGGCCUCUCAAAUACACAAAUUGAUGCCCAAAUUGUUCACCGUGGGCUUCUACGACUGGGAUGUUGCUGGGUUUUUCGCGCCGUCGCCGUUUGUACAAUUCGAGGCUGAUUGGAGUAGAGUGAAUGAUUUCCUGCGAUAACGAAGUCCAAUGACCCAACUUGGCAGGAGGCGCUAUCGCGUUUCUGGGCCUUCUUUCUUUUCUCGGGUUGAUGAUUAUUGACAUUGGCUGGCUUGUGUUUCGCAGAAUUCACUUCCGCGUCGAGGACUGGCAACUAUAUGUAACUAGUAUGUCAAUAUUUUAUUAGGAAUAAGAUAAAACUGACUCGGACUCAUGGCUUUUCC